This is a messenger RNA of Colossoma macropomum (tambaqui), 1101 nucleotides long. RefSeq lists its product as uncharacterized. The transcript is spliced from 6 exons. The coding region runs from base 111 to 890 and encodes 259 amino acids. NCBI's taxonomy places the organism in Eukaryota, Metazoa, Chordata, Actinopteri, Characiformes, Serrasalmidae. The record is from RefSeq and is a predicted model, not a curated record.
GGUGGAGAUGAGAGGGCGUGCACACGCAUACUCACAAACAUUACUCACAAUAUUCACACAAACAUUUCUUAUACAGAGAGUUAGCUCACAGACUCGAGCUGGGAGAGAAGAUGGCCUCCGGGAUCUGUAACAGUGUUCUGGUGACCGGCUCUAACCGUGGCAUUGGACUGGAGCUGGUGCGUCAGUUGGCCGAGUCACCCUCACCCCCAACACUGAUCUUCGCCGGGUGCAGAGACCCAGCAGGGCCCAAAGCACAGGAGCUCAGAGGGCUAGCUCAGAAGCACAAGGAUGUGAUUGCCAUCAUUCAGCUUGACACCUCUAGCCCAGCGAGCAUCUCCCAGGCCGCUAAGACAGUGGGAAGCAAGCUGAAGGAUGGCAGUUUGAAUCUGAUCAUCAACAAUGCUGGAGUGAAUGUCCAUCUAGAGCUGUCAAACACUGGAGAGAAGGAGAUGGUGGAUACAUACCGGACCAACGUGGUGGGACCUAUGCUUGUUGCAAAGGACUUCCUCCCAUACCUGCGCAAGGCAGUGUCACAGGCCGCUGAUCAGAGGGGCAUGUCCUGCAGGAAAGCAGCUGUCAUCAAUGUUUCCACACUGCUGUCCUCCAUCCAGAAGUGCCCCGAGACGUUUGCCAUGGCCCCAAUGUAUGCUUACCGAAUCAGCAAGGUGACCUUGAACAUGCUGACUAAAUGUUUGGCUGAGGAUGUAAAAAAAGAUGGAAUUCUUGUCAUGGCAAUUCAUCCUGGCUGGGUCAGAACUGACAUGGGGGGUCAAGAGGCCCCUGUUCUGCCAGUGGACAGCGUGAAGGGCAUGUUGAAAGUGAUCUCCUCCCUUACUGAGAAAGACAAUGGAACUCUACUGGACUGGGAAGGCAACAGCAUCCCAUGGUGAUACUGAAGAAGUAAUACAACAAGGCAUUUCCUAUACUGCACUAUAGAUAUGCUAUUGCCUUGAAACAUGUUUAAACUUUUAAUUUUUUUUUUUUCAAAAUUUUUGAUUACAGCUAGGUGACAUUUUGGAGUUUUCAUUGUGUAAACUUUGGAGUGACUCAGCACUGUCCUUCAUUCUAUAAAUGCUGCAAAUAAAAGGCAUAUAAAGAGUA